AUGUCAAACACAAACUUGGAAGACGUUCUUUCUUCAUAUGACGACCUCUACUGUGUUCUGAAUCUAUCGCGCACGGCCUCUUCCGAGGAAAUAAAGAAGUCCUAUCGUAAACUUGCUUUAGAACACCAUCCCGACAAACACGUCAACUCGUCACCCGACGUUCGUGCCGAUGCGACGAAGAAAUUUCAGUCCAUUGUGUUCGCGUAUUCGAUAUUGAGUGACGAGAAGAAACGAGAUAGAUACGAUAAGACAGGAGAAACCGAUGGGUUAGAUUCGCUUGAUGGAUUAGAUGAAGAAGGUUGGACAGCAUAUUUUAAGGAAUUAUGGUCAGGCACUGUCAAUGCCAAGACCAUUGAAGAAUUUAAGAAUACAUAUCAAGGCUCCGAAGAAGAACGCAAAGACCUCGUAGAAUCUUAUACAAAACACAAGGGCGACAUGAACCUUAUUCUUUCCGACAUUCCUUGCUCAUCCACAUCUGACGAGCCACGCUUUAUUUCUAUUCUCCAAUCAGAAAUCUCAUCCAAAACGAUCCCUCUUCAUAAGAAAUUUACUACCACCACUACUGCCGCUGCGAGCAAACGGAGAAAAAAGGCUGCAGAGAAAGAAGCUAAAGAGGCAGAGAAGAUGGCAGAGGAGCUGGGUUUGGAUCGGAAAUUGUUGGGAAAUGAUGACGGCGAGGAGAAGUUAAAAGAGAUUAUGAUGAUGAGAGGAAAAAAGAGGAUGAACGAUUUAAUUGAAAGCCUGGAGAAAAAGUAUGAUGUGAAGAGAAAGAAAGGAAAAGGCAAAAAGACAUAG
This is a messenger RNA of Paraglomus occultum, 795 nucleotides long. Lineage: Eukaryota; Fungi; Glomeromycota; Glomeromycetes; Paraglomerales; Paraglomeraceae. The record is from the annotation of a GenBank genome assembly.